Molecule: messenger RNA, 555 nt
Organism: Pistacia vera
Lineage: Eukaryota; Viridiplantae; Streptophyta; Magnoliopsida; Sapindales; Anacardiaceae
Product: UDP-glycosyltransferase 71C3-like
Exons: 1
Coding region: 45-452 (135 amino acids)
Molecular function (GO): UDP-glycosyltransferase activity
Source: RefSeq, a predicted model, not a curated record
AGCUGUUGCCAGCUGGGUUCUUGGAGAGGACAAAGGAGAUUGGAAUGGUGUGUAAAUGGGCACCACAAAAGGAGAUCUUGGCUCAUAAAUCAGUAGGGGGAUUUGUGUCCCAUUGUGGGUGGAAUUCAAGCUUGGAGAGCUUGUGGUUUGGAGUUCCAAUUGUGACAUGGCCUAUGUAUGCUGAGCAGCAGAUGAAUGCAUUCCAAAUGGUGAAAGAUUUGGGAGUCGCUGUGGAGUUGAGAUUGGAUUACAGAAGCAUGAGUGGAGAGGUUGUGUUGGGAGAUGAGAUAGCAAGAGCUAUAAAAUGUGUGAUGGAGAUUGAUAAUGAGGUGAGGAAGAAGGUGAGAGAAAAGACUGAACAGAGCAGGCUAGCUGUGAAGGAGGGUGGAUCUUCAUUUACUGCAUUUCAACGCUUGAUUGAUGAUAUUUGUCUCAAUUUAGAAACAAAUUAAGCCAUGAAUUUCAUGGUUGGAGUUCUAUUGUCAUCUUUGAUCUCUUUUAAGUUUUUCAUGUUGGAUUUGUAAUAAAAUUCUUUAGUUUAAUAAAGCAAUUUCA